GGGCGGGGGGGGGGAAGCGCUGCCGGCCUUCGUCGGGGCGCGAUCGCCCUCCCCCCGGGGCCGCGGCCGCCGGCUCCUCCGCGCCCCGCUCGCCCGGCUGUCCCCCGCGGCGGGAGGGGGCGGCUUAACGAGCCUCAGUUGUGGCCCCGCAUGGCGGCCAGCUGGGCCGGGGGGCCGGGGGGGGCCCGCAGCGCGGGCGGCAGCUGAUCGCGUUUAACCGGGGGCGAGCGGGGAAGGGGCGAGGGUGGCGCUGCCCGUCCCGUCCCGUCCCGUCCCGCCCCGCCUCGCCUGUGCUCAGCCAGCGCCGCUUCCUCCCCUCUGCCCAGGCCCCGGCUGCCGCGCCGCCCCGCCGAUGGAGCUGGAGGCGCAGUGGUGGACAGGACAGCUGGCUGCCGACAUCCACCAAGCGCUUCGCUACAAGGAGCUGAAGCUGCCCUCCUACAAAGGCCAAUCUCCCCAGUUACAUCUGAGAAGAUACUUUGCAGAUCUGAUUGCCAUUGUGAGCAAUCGGUUCAGACUCUGUCCUGCUGCACGACAUCUAGCUGUGUAUCUGUUGGACCUCUUUAUGGAUCGUUAUGACAUAUCUAUACAGCAGCUGCAUGUGGUUGCUCUUUCCUGUUUACUUUUAGCAAGUAAAUUUGAAGAAAAGGAAGACAGUGUUCCCAAACUUGAACAGUUGAACAGCUUGGGUUGUAUGACUAACAUGAAUUUGGUACUAACAAAACAGAAUUUGCUUCAUAUGGAGUUGUUGUUGCUAGAAACAUUUCAGUGGAAUCUGUGCCUCCCAACUGCUGCUCAUUUCAUCGACUAUUAUCUUUCUAUUGCUGUCCAUGAGACUGAUCUUCAUGACGGCUGGCCAAUGGUUUGCUUAGAGAAGACUAAGUUAUAUAUGGCAAAAUAUGCUGAUUACUUUCUGGAAGUAUCACUGCAAGAUCAUGCAUUUUUAAAUUAUGCCCCUUCUUUAGUUGCUACUGCAUGUGUAGCUUCUUCAAGGAUUAUCUUGCGUCUCUCACCAACAUGGCCUACCCGACUGCAUCAUCUUACUGCAUACUCCUGGGAUUUCCUAGCACCAUGUAUUGAGCGACUACUAAUUGCGCAUGAUAAUGAUGUGAAGGAAGCAAACAAGCAAAAAGGACAACAUACUCAGUCUGCCCAACAUACUGUAUUUCAGACCCCAGCUCCAACUCCCCAGCAGGUUAAUGCUCAACAGCACAUACCACAGUAUCUCCAAGCCCAUCAAUCUUCAUUACAGUAUCACCAUCAGACAUCACAGCAGCAAAACUGUCAACAGAUAUUAUCAUCUAAUCAUACAGCAUCUUACCCACCUCAGACUUGCCCUGCUGCCUUACAGUCUAGCGUUCAGGCUCGAGGCCAUGUACAGACUGGUGCUGCAAUGUCACUAGCUGUUCCGCUAGAAGUGAAGCCAUGUGUAAGUGUCUCCUACAACCGGAGUUACCAAGUGAAUGGACGAUAUUCCUGUAUUACUCCCUGCUUUGAGAGGUGAUAAGUACAGAAUGGUUUUGUGCUUGUUUGUUUGGGGUGGGAAGUUGUGUUGAGGGGAUUUGUUUUGUUUUUUUGUUAAACCUCAAAUAAGUUUGAGGGCAACAAAUUGAAUAAAGGAAGUGUCUUUCCAGAAAAAAGCAACUGGAUUGGCAACCAGUACCGUAGCUCAAAUACAGACUGCAAAAAAUAAGCACACAGAACACCCUUUAAAAAGAACGUGUAUACCUGGGGGUAAUAGGUUGUUAAUCUGGUACUCAGAAUACUUUGUGCUUCUAACGCACAUCUUUGAAAUACUAGUCGAAAGAAAAAUAGCUGUGGACUAACUACAGAUUUACCUUUUAAUGAAGGAGAUAUGCAGUAUUAUUUUGAAGACAUUUAUGUCAUACCACCAUACAGUAUUAACACUUAUUUUAAAUUUACUGAAACUUAAGAAUCCAUUGAAUGCCAGACUUCUCCAGAUACAUGGGGACCACAGGAAGAAACAAAUCUCAUCUGGCUAACUCCAUACUCUUGCUCCUUUUUCAGCACUUGUGUUGGAUAUUUGCUUUAGGCUAAGGCAUUUGAGUUAACUGGUAUUUUGGCUAGUUUUUAUGUUUCGUACCUCACAGGAUAGACACUAUGUUUUUACUUCUUUUCUCCUCCCUAUCCUUUUUAUGUUUAAAGUAACUCUUUCAUACUAACUCAGGGAAAUUUCUACUCAUUACUCUGUGCUGCUGGUUUGUACACUUAAUUGGGUAUAACUUGAGGGAGGAAGGUAGAGAAGGAAGAGACUAUAGCAAGUGGAGUGGCUUUUCUUCAGGGCAUCUAUAUGCAGAGUACCAAAGGGAUAUGUUGGUGUUCACAGAAUGUAGAUGUGAACUACUGCCCAGCACUGUGGUAUGCAGUAAUUGAAGAAAAGAGAAAGUUUCAGCUUUCAGAACUUGUACUGUACCAGAACUACUACAGUGGCUGCGAUUCCUCUGUGUACACGCACAAACACACAUGUAUUAACCAACAGAAAGCAUCCUCCAAUUGUACUGACAGUAUCACUCAUACAAAAAGUACAGUUAAAUGCUUAUAGAAAUCCAGUUCUGUCAGGCUUAUAGUGGAGGGAAAUUCUCAGGUAAUAGUGGGGCAACUUUUUCUUCUACUGUUUGGGUAUUCCAGAAGAAAAUGCAGAGAUUUACUCUUCUAAAUGGGUGGAUCAAAAAUAUAUUGCAGAGUGAACUGCUUUAUCACAAUUAAGGUGCUAAUUACGUAACUUUAUGGAAUUACACUAUCUCCUGUGGAGUGGAUAAUCUGAGGGUAGAAAGCUUCACUCAUCCAACUCUUGGAUGAAAAUGGUGGUAGAGAUAUUAAUGGAGGAAUUUUUUUUUUUUUUUUUUUUAAAUACAAGAUACCUGAGACUUUCUCCUGUGGUAGAAUAUGGGAGGAAGAGGUAUGGAUGACAGGAUUCUUACUACUUUAAAAUAUCUUAUAGUAUGUGAGCUUAAGGCUUUUUUUGUUUAUUUGUUCUUUUGCCACCUUCUUCUCCUGUCUUAGUGGCAGCACUUAAAAUUGUAUACCAUCUAAUGACACUGAAGUAUUGUGAAUCUUACAGAGACUGUUUUGAAAGCAGGGGCAAUUAAGAUACAGUAUCAAUAUUAAGGUGAAGACUUUAUCAUAGGAGAGGGGACCUUACCAUAAUAUUCAGAAUGAAAGGAGGACAGCUGUGUUCAUUCUUUUGGGGGCUGAAUGAUAACAUGCUACAAAAACCUAUUUAUUGUUGAGGAGAAGAAAUCCUGUUUCUCUUGUUUUGGUUUGGUUUUUUUUCAUAAAUCCCAGGUUUUUUUGUGGGCUUUUGUAGCAUACAUGUGCAAGUCAAGAGGGGUUGGAGGAUGAAUGAAAGAGAUGACCCUCUCUGCUUUAUGCUAGAGAAUCAGGCAUAGUGUGGUCAACUCUUAAAUGCAAGUUGGUUUGGUUUUGGGUUUUUUUCCUCUCCUCUCUUUAUCUCUUAAUGAAUUUUUCCCCAUGUCUGAGAGCAGUGUUAAGUAGAGACUUUCCACCUCAUAAGAUGCCAUGCUUUUUAUUCAGCAUUGUUACUCAUUUAAGAGGGAAGUGGACUUCUUUCUGCUGGUUUCAUUUUGUUGCAAUGCUAUAUCCAAGUCCUCAGUGCUCUAACUACCUCUGAUGCUAUGAAUGUACAGUCUUGUAAUAGACCAUGACUUGAAAUAACAGCAGAUGCCUGUAGCAUUUUUUUCUGUAAAAUCUUUAAAUCAGCUAACUUGUCAUCUUUAUUUGUGACACAGCAGUAUAGGCUCUUCUUUUUUGGGGUAUUAGUAAAUUUAUCCCAUAGGCAUUUGAUAUAUUAAAAUUUAACUAAUACUUAACACUGGAAUUAUAAUGGGCGGGGGGCUUAUUCAGUUAGUUAAUACUGCAAAUUUACAUUUAAUAGGGUAUUUUUUAUUUCACAAUUUUAAGACAUUAGGUCAACUGUAAAAACAUCCACUACGUGCUGUUUGUUUUUAAUUUAUUACUUAGUCUGAGUUUUUUCUGACACUACAGCUGCAUAAUGACUACAGAGAAAAUGUACACUGAACAGUUUCAAUAUAUUAUUUAAAAGGGCUUUACCAGUGUACAUUAAAAAUACACUGUUCUUACUAUUAGAACCAAAACGUGUUUUUUAUGGCAUAAAUGAGAAUGGUGCUCCUAAAUGUAAAAUGUCCAAACCAAUGGAAUCUUUGUGAGUGCUAUGCAUUCAACUUAUUUUUAAAAAUAAAACUAGUUUUGAGUAAGAA
This is a messenger RNA of Harpia harpyja (harpy eagle), 4259 nucleotides long. It is a transcript of the gene CCNJ, whose product is annotated as cyclin J. Gene Ontology annotation, cellular component: nucleus; cyclin-dependent protein kinase holoenzyme complex; cytoplasm. Bases 353 to 1504 code for a protein of 383 amino acids. Gene Ontology annotation, molecular function: cyclin-dependent protein serine/threonine kinase regulator activity. Lineage: Eukaryota; Metazoa; Chordata; Aves; Accipitriformes; Accipitridae. The transcript is spliced from 5 exons. Gene Ontology annotation, biological process: mitotic cell cycle phase transition; regulation of cyclin-dependent protein serine/threonine kinase activity. The record is from RefSeq and is a predicted model, not a curated record.